AUGGACCAACAACUCACACCAACACAGAAAGCCAACCUGCACGAGGUCGCUGACCUCAUGCUAGAAAUCUACCAAACACUGGCAAACAUGCGCUUCCUCAACCCCGCUGGAAUCAUCAAAGGCCCCCACAAUAUCGACAAUGUUCGCGAGUUAUAUGAGAAACUAGGCCUGGAUUCAUCAAUCACAUACCUCUACAAGAUCUUACCAUACAUCGAUAUCUCCGUUGCUGGCCAAACGGAUUUCUUUCAAGGGGGCACCUUCGCAGAUUUCCGCCUACCAGAAGAUAUAGAGCAAGGACGCGAUCCGUUCUAUAUUGGCCCGAGUGAUGAUGACUAUGAGGAUGAAGAUGGGCCAUAUAUGCGACCGUGGGUGACCGCACUCUCAAUGCUAGGGAACCAUCAAAGUGUGAUUCUUUAUGAUGCGCGGAGGCAUCGGAUUUGGAUCAUCGAUCAGGAGAGUUGGGAUACAACGGAUCCUGCGAUACGAGGAAAUGCAGACCGCGCGGUUGAUGAGGAUUAUGAGUCUGGUGAGAGAAGUGUCAACGAGAACAGCUUUGAGCAUGUACCUAGUCGCCCUGCUGGUGAUGUGUUGAGAGAUAUCAUCCGCUGGUACCGUUCAUUAGACAUAUUGCCUGGCGGUGGGGAGAACAGUGGACGGGAAUGGGACGGUGAUGAGCUUCCUUUGAGAGAGCUUUAUAUUAAGCAUGGCUGGCCGGACGGCUUCGAUGGAGACGCCUUUCAGGCGGAGCGAUUAAGCUAUGCUAUGUCAAUGGAGGAUACAGAAACACAAAACGGCGAUGAUUCCAUGUGA
Messenger RNA from Aspergillus oryzae RIB40, 810 nucleotides. RefSeq lists its product as uncharacterized. The transcript has a single exon. The coding region runs from base 1 to 810 and encodes 269 amino acids. The record is from RefSeq and is a predicted model, not a curated record. Lineage: Eukaryota; Fungi; Ascomycota; Eurotiomycetes; Eurotiales; Aspergillaceae.